Sungouiella intermedia is the source of this 780-nucleotide messenger RNA. The record is from the annotation of a GenBank genome assembly. Lineage: Eukaryota; Fungi; Ascomycota; Pichiomycetes; Serinales; Metschnikowiaceae.
AUGGCCAAUAGCGAAGACGAAGACGCCUAUCUCUAUGGGUCAGAUGACGAGCAGCCGCCUGCAAAACGUCAGAAGGUGGCACUGCCGGGAAAAGAGACUGAAAAGCCACAGGAAAUCAAAAAAGAAUUGGAAAGUGAAGAAGAUGACGAUGAAGACGAAGAAGAAGAGUCCAGUGAUGACGACAUCGAGUUUGUUAUAGGUGAAAGUGCACCAAAAGUGUCUACAGUGACCACAACACUGGGUCCUUUGAAUGACACGGUGGGAGAAGUCAACGAUGAAGAUGCAGAUUCAGAUGGUAAGAAAAAGUCCGGAACUACCAUCGUGGCCAAGUCAGAUGCGGCGUCAGCGAUAGAUGUGAACGCAACGGCUGAAUAUGAGGGCAAGCCUCUCACUCAACUAGAUCUUGAGGAGCUCAAAGACAAGCCAUGGAGAGCUCCAGGUGCAGAUAUUUCAGAUUACUUCAACUACGGAUUCGACGAGCUUACAUGGUCUGCCUACUGUCAUAAACAAGACAAAUUGCGUGGAGAAUUCAAUCCUCAGAAGAUUUUGGCUAAAAUUAUGGGUGGUCCAGGAGGCAAGAUGCCUCCAAUGCCUAAUAUGCCAUUCCCAUUUCCAGGAAUGCCAGGAAUGCCGGGGAUGCCAGGGAUGCCAGGUUUUCCUAACAUGCCUAACAUGCCUAACAUGCCUAACAUGCCUAACAUGCCUAACAUGCCAAACAUGCCUAACAAGUCCAACAUGCCAAACAACCCCAAGAAUUACAAAGGCCAGUAUAAGAAAUAG